AUGGCGAAAAAAUCAAAGAAGAAUCAACAGAAUUACUGGGACGAAGAGUAUGAGGAAGAUGUUCCUCAAGAAUCUUCAGUAGAACCCUCGAUAGAUGGUUCUGUUGAGCCAAGUGGUGAAACCGAAGUUGCCGAUGCAUCUGCCAUUGAGGAAGAUUUUAUGUCCACUUUGAAGAAAUCUAAGAAGAAGCUGGACAAGAAGGAAGACGAGGAUACUAAGAAGCCAGUCUUGAAGUCCAAGAAGGAAAAGGAAAAGGAAAAGAAGGAGAAGGAGAAGGAGAAGAAGAGGGAACAAGCCGCAAAGAAGAAGGCUCAGCAACAAGCGCAGAAGGAAAACAACAAGAAACUUCAUGCUGAACAAACUUCUAAACUGAAGGCUGAAAAGGAGGCUGGCAAGUCCACUGAAGGUGCGGCACCAAAGGCUGCACCAAAGAAGAAGGUCCCAGCCGGUCUUGCUGCUUUGAAACGUCAAUUGGAGUUACAAAAGCAGCUAGAAGAAGAAGAAAGGUUGGCCAGGGAAGAAGAAGAGAGAUUGGAGAAGGAAGAAGAAGAAAAGUUGGCCAAGGCUGAACAAGAAAAGGAAGAAGCUAGAAAGGCUAAGCGUGAGAGAGAACAAGCUAAGCGUGAAAAGUUAAAGGCAGAGGGUAAACUUCUAACUAAGAAACAAAAGGAGGAAAAGAAACUGCUUGAAAACAGACGUGCUGCUCUAUUGGCUGCCGGUAACAUCAAGGUUGCUGGUCUAGAAAAAUCCGGCGAUGAGCAUCCAAAACCAAAGAAGGUUGUUUACGGUAAAAGAGUCAGAAAGACCAAGGAACAAAUCGAGUCCGAAAAGGCAAUCGAAGAAGAGAAGAAGAAAGCUACUGAAACUCAAGAAGUCGAAGAAGAAGAGGAAGCGUUGAUUGAUGACUGGGAGAAUUUGGCUCUUGACGAUGAACCUGAAGAACAAGAAGGAAAAGAAGAAACAAGUGAAAAAGAGCAAUAUUCUGGUUCUGAAACUUCUAAUGCUACUACUCCAGCUCCGGAAUUAUCCACUGAAGUUACCAAAAACUAUGCUUCUCAACCAAUCCCUUCCAAGAGAUCUGCAGCAGCAGCAAAGAAAGAUCUUCGUUCUCCAAUCUGCUGUAUCUUGGGUCAUGUCGAUACUGGUAAAACCAAGUUGUUAGAUAAGAUUAGACAAACCAACGUUCAAGGCGGUGAAGCUGGUGGUAUUACCCAACAAAUCGGUGCCACUUAUUUCCCAAUUGACGCUAUUGAACAAAAAACCGCAGUUAUGGCUAAGUAUGAAGAACAAACCUUCGAUGUCCCAGGUUUGUUAGUCAUUGAUACACCAGGUCACGAAUCUUUUACCAACUUGCGUUCCAGAGGUUCCUCUUUGUGUAACAUCGCCAUCUUAGUUAUUGAUAUCAUGCAUGGUUUAGAACAACAAACCAUUGAAUCCAUCAGAUUAUUGAGAGACAGAAAGGCUCCUUUCAUCGUUGCCUUGAAUAAGAUCGAUAGAUUGUACGACUGGGUAAUUACACCAAACAACUCUUUCAGAGACUCCUUUGACAAACAAGAACGAGCAGUUAAGCAAGAGUUCCAAACUAGACUUGACAACAUCAAAGUCGCUCUUGCUGAACAAGGUUUGAACUCAGAAUUGUAUUUCCAAAACAACAACCUAGCCAAAUACGUCUCUAUUGUUCCAACAUCUGCCGUUACAGGUGAAGGUGUUCCUGAUUUGUUGUGGUUGCUAUUAGAAUUGACUCAAAAGAGAAUGUCUAAGCAAUUGAAAUAUUUGUCUCACGUUGAAGCUACAAUUCUUGAAGUGAAGGUUGUUGAAGGUUUCGGUACCACUAUCGAUGUUAUUCUAUCUAAUGGUUACUUAAGAGAGGGUGACAGAAUCGUUUUAUGUGGUAUGAACGGUCCGAUUGUGACGAAUAUCAGAGCCUUGUUGACACCUCAACCCUUACGUGAGUUACGUUUGAAGUCUGAAUAUCAACAUCACAAAGAAGUCAAGGCUGCUCUAGGUGUAAAAAUUGCUGCAAAUGAUUUGGAAAAGGCUGUUUCUGGUUCCCGAUUAUUAGUUGUAGGUCCAGACGAUGAUGAAGAAGAAAUGAUGGAUGACGUCAUGGAAGAUUUGACUGGUCUUUUAGACUCUGUGGAUACUUCUGGUAGAGGUGUUGUUGUUCAAGCUUCUACAUUGGGUUCAUUAGAAGCUUUAUUAGACUUCUUAAAAGACAUGAAAAUUCCUGUUAUGUCUGUCGGAUUAGGUCCUGUUUACAAGCGUGAUAUAAUGAAGGCUUGUACUAUGUUAGAAAAAGCUCCUGAAUUAGCGGUUAUGCUAUGCUUUGAUGUCAAGGUUGAUAAGGAAGCAGAACAAUAUGCUGCAGAACAACAUAUCAAAAUUUUCAAUGCUGAUAUUAUUUACCAUUUAUUCGAUGCCUUCACAGCCUACCAGAAGGAACUACUUGAAAAGCGUCGUGCUGAGUUUAUCGGUGACGCUACCUUCCCAUGCGUCCUGAACACUCUACAAAUCAUUAACAAGCGUGGCCCUAUGAUCAUUGGUGUGGAUGUCAUUGAAGGUUCAUUGAAGAUCGGUACUCCUAUCUGUGCAGUGAAAUAUGACCCAGCAACAAAGGAGAGAAUAACAUUGUUGCUUGGUAGAGUCACUUCCUUGGAAAUCAAUCACCAAUCUGUGACUGAAGUCAAGAAGGGUCAAACCAAUGCAGGUGUUGCAAUGCGUUUAGAAGAUCCUUCCGGUCAGCAACCAAUCUGGGGUCGUCAUGUUGAUGAAAAAGAUACAUUGUAUUCUCACAUCACUAGAAGGUCCAUUGAUACAUUGAAAGAUCCUGCUUUCAGAGAUCAAGUUCCAAAAUCUGAUUGGAUGUUGAUUCGUAAACUAAAGCCAGUCUUUGGAAUCGAAUAG
Molecule: messenger RNA, 2904 nt
Organism: Kluyveromyces lactis
Lineage: Eukaryota; Fungi; Ascomycota; Saccharomycetes; Saccharomycetales; Saccharomycetaceae
Gene: FUN12
Product: translation initiation factor eIF5B
Exons: 1
Coding region: 1-2904 (967 amino acids)
Molecular function (GO): GTP binding; GTPase activity; translation initiation factor activity
Source: RefSeq, a predicted model, not a curated record